This is a messenger RNA of Linum tenue, 1839 nucleotides long. Lineage: Eukaryota; Viridiplantae; Streptophyta; Magnoliopsida; Malpighiales; Linaceae. The record is from the annotation of a GenBank genome assembly.
AAUUUCUCAUAAAAUAUCAUAUUUUCGAUUUUCGAAUUUCCAAAAAAAACCUUUUUCAUUCCUUAAAAUUCUAAGCUGAAACGGUGGGCUGGAAUACUUGGUCCGGAAGGCCACGUCAUUCUUUUUGUUGGGCCGGCUAAGGUCACAGUCAGGCUUCCACUACACUCACUUCCACCACCGAAAAGGUUUGGCCUCUUCUCUUCUGAUCUCUACCACCUUCUUUGGCUCUCUCAUCGCCAUUGAUAUUGCAGAAAGGAAUCAAUAGAAAACUCAGAAUCCCUACUCUCUAUCCCUUCUCUCUUUGUAUAUCUGUAACUCUAUCAGCGAUUCUCAGGAUUGUAAGGGAUUUGUUGGAUAGAAAGAAAAGAAAUGCCGGGAAUAAAGGGUCCGUCGGAGUAUUCCCGGGAACCAACUCGCCAUCCUUCCCUCGUCAUCAAUUCCAAGCAACCAUUCAAUGCGGAGCCACCUCGUUCAGCCUUGGUGACUUCUUAUGUGACUCCUGUGGACUUUUUCUAUAAAAGAAAUCAUGGUCCCAUUCCAGUGGUUGAUGAUAUUGAAAGAUACUCCGUCUCUUUGAAUGGGCUGAUUGAAACCCCCAAGGAGCUGACCAUGAGAGAUAUCAGGUCGCUUCCAAAGUACAGUGUUGCAGCUACCUUGCAGUGUGCUGGUAACAGGAGGACUGCCAUGAGCAAAUUCAAGACAGUUAAAGGAGUCGGGUGGGGUAUCUCUGCGAUUGGAAAUGCUGUUUGGGGUGGUGCCAAAUUGGCUGAUGUUCUCGAACUUGUUGGCAUACCUAAGUUCACUGCUGCCACCAAGUCUGGUGGGAAGCAUGUUGAAUUUGUGAGCAUUGAUAAAUGCAAGGAGGAGAAUGAGGGACCUUAUAAAGCAUCGAUUCCGCUCUUCCAAGCCACAAACCCUGAUGCUGAUGUUCUACUUGCUUAUGAGAUGAAUGGAGAGUGUUUAAACAGGGACCACGGUUACCCAUUACGAGUGGUUGUCCCAGGUGUCAUAGGUGCUCGUUCUGUGAAGUGGUUGGAUUCCAUCAACAUAUUAGCCAAUGAAUGUCAGGGCUUCUUCAUGCAAAAAGACUAUAAGAUGUUCCCGCCAUCAGUCAAUUGGGAUAACAUUGAUUGGUCAACGAGGAGGCCACAAAUGGACUUCCCUGUCCAGAGUGCCAUUUGUUCCUUAGAGGAUUUGACUAUCAUGAAGCAGCCUGGGAAGGUUAGGGUCAGCGGGUAUGCAGUAUCAGGAGGUGGGCGGGGGAUCGAGAGAGUCGAUGUGUCAAUGGAUGGUGGUAAGACCUGGGUGGAAGCUACCAGGUACCAAAAGCCCGGAAUUUCAUAUGUAUCCGAUGAUACGAACAGUGACAAAUGGGCAUGGGUUCUUUUUGAGGCUACUGUGGAUGUCCCUCAUAGUGUAGAGAUUGUGGCUAAAGCAGUGGAUUCAGCAGCAAAUGUGCAGCCUGAAAGCGUGCAAGAAAUCUGGAACCUGAGAGGGGUACUGAACACAUCGUGGCACCGGGUUCAACUCCAUGUUGGGCACUCGAACUUGUAGAAAUGGAUCCAUGUAAACAAUGAAAGCAGUGGCUUUUGCUGGAAGAUGUAGAGAUCAAUUAGCAUCUAGUUGUGUGGUGUUGUUGGUCUAGAGAACAAUGAUAAACUGUGGUUUUCUGUUGUCAUAGUCAUAGUCAUAGUCUCUGAAAGAAACUGUGGUGAAACCAUCUCAUGGUCUAUUGGAAAGAAAUAAGAACAAUAGUCAUAUUAGUGACUAGUGAGGUAAAAAGCUGUUUCUUUUUAUGUUUGCUCGUUUCUGAAAGUGUGGAAGUUGGCUGAUGAGCCA